Messenger RNA from Menidia menidia (Atlantic silverside), 1305 nucleotides. The record is from the annotation of a GenBank genome assembly. Lineage: Eukaryota; Metazoa; Chordata; Actinopteri; Atheriniformes; Atherinopsidae.
AUGAGCCAGCGAGCCGUGGCGGUCGCGGUGCUCUACGUCAUGAAGAAGCGAGCCAGCAAAGUUCUGAGGGAGGAUGAGGAGGAAGGCCUGUGCUGCUGCGAGUACGUGAACCGCCACGGAGAGCGCAGCCACCUCACAGCCUGCUGCUGCGACUGUGAGGACCUGGACGAUGCCUGUGACAGGUUUCUGAAGAGGGAGCCUCAGAAACCUGAAUCCCUGUCACAAGUCGCCGCCGUGGUCUCAGACCGGGUCCGUCUGCCCUGGCUGUGGGGCGGAGCCCAAAAGGUGGACCUGUCCAUCACCCCCCCUCUUAUUCUUCUCCCUGCCCUGCUGCACCUGGCCGCGCUCCAUUUCCUGCUGGGCGUUGUGGUGCUGACGGCUCUUCCUGGUUUGGUGCUGUGGUACUACUACGUCACCCACCGCAAGAAAGGACGGACGCUCUUCUUCCUCAGCCUGGCCCUCUUCUCCCUGGCUUACAUGUACUACCUGUUCGUCACGGAGGUGCUGCCCCGCGGAGAGGUGGGUCUGCUGGAGCUGGCGGCCGUAACUGCAGGCGUCCUGCUCACCCUGGCGGCGCUCGUCCUCACCAAGAGAGAUCCCGGCGUCGUUCGGCCCAACAAAGAGGCCGUCCACAGCACGGUGACGUAUUACGGCCCCAUGGCCGACAGAGACCCCUCCUUCAGCAGGGAGAGUCAGAAUGUGACCAUGACGGUGGCCAGCCGGGCAAAAGAUGGGGCGGGUCCGGUGGAGCAGGACGGGAGGGAGCGGAAGAACUGGUGCCCCACCUGCAGGGUGGCGCGUCCUCCCAGGGCAGGACACUGCCGGAUAUGCGGCGUCUGCGUGCUGCGUCUGGACCACCACUGCGUCUGGAUAAACAGCUGCGUGGGGCAGGCCAAUCACCGCAGCUUCCUGCUCACGCUGCUCUUCUUCCUGAUGACGUCCCUGUACGGGAUCAGCCUCGUCUUGCAGAGUGUGUGUCCGCAGCAAUACGUCCUCACUGCCUUACUCUACUGCCCAGGAGUCUACGACCAGUACAGCUCUGCUCUGUGCUUCACCUGUGCGUGGUACAGCAGUAUCGUGACCAUCGGGCUGCUCCACCUUCUCAUCGUCCAAAUCGUCAACAUCAGCUACAAUGUGACGGAGCGCGAGGCACGAGCAGCCCUGAGAGAGAAAACUGCUCGCAGCGCCUGCUGGGGACUUGUUGUGGACACUGGAGUUUACUCUCAAGGCUUUCGGGGCAACUGGUCUGAGUUUGUGGCCAUGGGGGAAAAACUGACCCCCCCCUCUCCCACAGACCUGGUGUGA